UUCCUGCGUGCGUGAUGACGUUAAUGACGUUUCCUAAGAAAAGUUCUGGAUUUCGAAAUUGAUUUUAAAGCUUUGAUUAAAUAAAUAACCAUAAUAUAGCUGUACAGUUUUGCCUCUAAUGUUUCGUCUAUUAAUUCUAACUACGGUGACUAGCGUGUUCAGAGCAGAGUGCAGUACAGCAGCCACUGUAGCCACCACCAUGAAAGCCGCUGAUUUUGAGGUGUUCGGCCGGGUGCAAGGUGUAUUUUUCCGAAAGCACACAAAGCAAGAAGCGGACAAGCUUGGUCUGCGUGGCUGGUGCAAGAAUACCAGCCAAGGCACAGUCCUCGGGCACAUGCAAGGGCCAACAGACAAGGUGGAAACUAUGAUGCACUGGCUCAAAUCCACUGGAAGCCCUAGCAGCCAAAUAGAUAAAGCGGAAUUUAGAAACCAGAAGGAAAUCGAUGAAUACACCUUCGAUGAUUUCAGUAUUAUUAGGGAAAAGAGAGAUUAAAUUAUAAUUUAUUAGUAAAAUGAAGUUUGUCCGUUAAUAAAUGAGCGAGUGUGGCUUGAUAAAGAAUAAGAAUUUACUUGAAAAAGCAUAAUACUUACCUGACUGAGAAAUAUGAUCUGAGACAAACUGAAUUUCACGCGGGAACUGUAGAUAAAAGCUAGUCUAGUAUUAGUACCGCAAAAUAUAGUAAUUCAAACGCCUAUAGACUAUAAUAUUCUCACCCACGCUCGCUAGUUUUGUGAAUCUACAGCUAACGUGCCCCUUGUGAUAAUAAUUUGAGAAGGAAUGUUACUUGAGUGCCUACAUAUGAAUAUGUAAGUCCCUUAGCUUGUUAAUCUUCCCUUUGAAGUGUAUGGCCGUCUAGUUUAAGAGCAU
Molecule: messenger RNA, 868 nt
Organism: Ostrinia furnacalis (Asian corn borer)
Lineage: Eukaryota; Metazoa; Arthropoda; Insecta; Lepidoptera; Crambidae
Product: acylphosphatase-2
Exons: 3
Coding region: 119-493 (124 amino acids)
Molecular function (GO): acylphosphatase activity
Source: RefSeq, a predicted model, not a curated record